Messenger RNA from Theileria parva strain Muguga, 444 nucleotides. It is a transcript of the gene rpc19, whose product is annotated as DNA-directed RNA polymerases I and III subunit RPAC2. Bases 108 to 386 code for a protein of 92 amino acids. Gene Ontology annotation, cellular component: RNA polymerase I complex; RNA polymerase III complex. Gene Ontology annotation, biological process: DNA-templated transcription. The transcript has 2 exons. Gene Ontology annotation, molecular function: DNA binding; DNA-directed RNA polymerase activity; protein dimerization activity. The record is from RefSeq and is a predicted model, not a curated record. Lineage: Eukaryota; Apicomplexa; Aconoidasida; Piroplasmida; Theileriidae.
UGAAAUCUCAGUUUAAAUCAUUUAAAUAUAUCAAAUUUCAUUAACAUAUUUUGUUAGUUAUAAAAUUUUAAUAAUUAAUAUACUUUAAUAUUCGUUUGAAUGAUUAAAUGGAUAAAGUUGAUCACAAAUCGCCUAAUAUUACGUUUUGUAUAGAGAAUGAAGAUCAUACCCUAGGGAACACUUUGAGGGCAUUAUUGGUUGAGAGAGAUGAUGUAGUUUUUGCUGGAUACUCUGUUCCUCAUCCAAUGGAACCAGAAAUGAACGUAAGAAUACAGACAACAGGCCAACCGGCUGUAGAAGUUUUCCUGGAUUGCCUUGACGACAUGGUCAAGAUAUGUGACAUAUUAACAGAGAAAUUUGAAAAGGCAAUGAAGGAACAAACAUGACGACUAUAAAUAAAAAAAUAUUCUUAAUAUUAAAUUGUAAUAUAAAUAAUGGAAUGUU